AUGGGUUUGUCCUUUCAAGCGUCCAAUGCUAUCAUAUACUUGUCAUAUGGGGCCAUGCUUGUCUCAGGCGUGGCUAUUGCAGUGUACCAAUUGAGGAGAGUUUCAAAGAAUUCAGAGUUUCUCUCGUCAAAUGGUUCCCGUACCGGUAUUCCUUUGUCACUUAAUUUCAUUGCUUCAGCUAUGGGUGUCGGUGUUCUAACAACUUACACACAAAUUGCUAAUAUCGCAGGUAUUCAAGGUUUGCUUGUUUACGUGUUGGCAGGUGCUUUGCCAAUUGUGAUGUUUUCAUUUUUUGGUCCACUGAUCAGAAGAAGAUGUCCAGAAGGAUUUGUCCUUACUGAAUGGUGCACACGCAGAUAUGGUCCUAUAACUGCUUUGUGUCUAUCUGCUGCAACUGUUUUCACCAUCUACUUGUUUAUGGUGUCUGAGUUGACUGCUGUUGGUGAUGCCAUAACUGCUUUAACGGGCAUUGAUUCCACACCCUGUGUGGUUGUCGAGUGUAUUGUCACUACCAUAUACACGUCGAUCGGUGGUUUCGGUGUUUCAUUCACCACAGACACUAUCCAAGCCGCAUUUGUUUUGGUCAUCACUGUCAUAGGUAUCAUUGGUUAUGCCACCGAGGUCGACAUCAACAUGGAUCUCAAGCGUGAAACUUACCAUGAGUUGACCGGCUCUAACAAAUUGGGCUGGAUGGUUUUCUACAUUCUCAAUAUGGCAAUCCUCACCAACGAUGCCUUUAUGUCUGGUUUCUGGCUUCGUACUUUUGCUGCGAAGACCGAUAAGGAUUUGUACGUUGCCACAGGAAUUGCCGCAUUUGUUGUCUCAGUUCUUUGUACUCUGGUUGGUUUGCCUGGUAUUUUAGCUGUGUGGACGGGAGACUUGACCAUCGGAGAUACAGAAGGUUCCAACGCUUUCUUCAUUCUCAUUGGUAAAAUGCACAAAUGGAUCAUUGGUGUCAUUUUGAUCUUCUCCGUUAUGUUAUCAACAUGUACUUUUGAUUCACUACAGUCUGCUGUUACCUCCACCAUUUCAAAUGACUUAUUCAGAAACAAGUUCCCAAUGAUUUACUCUCGUGUUUUGGUUGCCAUCAUCAUGGUUCCUGCUUUGGUUGUGGCCAUCGAGUGUUCGGCAAACGUUUUGCAGAUUUACUUCAUUGCAGACUUGCUAUCAUCGGCAAUCAUCCCUAUCAUGUUUUUGGGCUUGUCCAAGCACUUUUACUUUUUGCGUGGGCUAGAUGUCAUUGUUGGCGCGUUGAGCGGUUUGCUUGGCGUGUUUGUCUAUGGUUGUAUCUACUACGGCAACGCCAAAGACGGUGGGAUGUUAUUACUCAUUUGGAAUGGUGUCUAUGACCCAACUGACUGGGGUGCCUUUGGUGCCUUUGUUGUUGCACCUGUUGGUGGUGUAAUUUUCGGUCUGCUUUGUGCUGCUAUCAGAAUCACCGUUCUCUACAUGAUCAGUCGCCAAAAGGGCACUGAGUUCCAUGCUCUGGACAAGCCAACUACUGCCGCCUUUGGUGUCAUCAGCGAAGAGGAAGGCGUCUACGAGGCUGGAGACGCUGGCGCUGAGACUGGUACAUACACUGGUGAAUUCGCCGGUGGUGAGGUCGAUAGCACCAAGAGCGGCGACGAAGUUGGCAGUAUUACCAAGUCUACCGAGGAAUCCAUCGAUGUCCGUGAGAUCUUGAGAGAGUUCAAGUGGAAGGAUAUGCUACAUUUGCUCGUGUAG
This is a messenger RNA of Pichia membranifaciens NRRL Y-2026, 1725 nucleotides long. RefSeq lists its product as hypothetical. NCBI's taxonomy places the organism in Eukaryota, Fungi, Ascomycota, Pichiomycetes, Pichiales, Pichiaceae. Gene Ontology annotation, biological process: transmembrane transport. Gene Ontology annotation, molecular function: transmembrane transporter activity. Gene Ontology annotation, cellular component: membrane. The transcript is spliced from 2 exons. Bases 1 to 1725 code for a protein of 574 amino acids. The record is from RefSeq and is a predicted model, not a curated record.